AUGCCUCUCUACUUUGCCAACUUCCAUAAGACCUACAAGAGCCCAUAUAGACCUUUUUGGGGACUUCGUGUGAUUGAGAAACCCCAAGUUGUCGCCAGGAUGCCCAUCUUUCCGCUGUAUACUCUGGACUAUGUGCCAUCAGUUCCCAUUUAUGGCCGAUUGGCUCACUGGAUCAAAGAGUGGGAUUUGAAUGUCGAUAACAAGGCCGUCGGUCUGGAUCUCAAACUGCUGAUCGGAUACUGA
Messenger RNA from Penicillium macrosclerotiorum, 243 nucleotides. RefSeq lists its product as uncharacterized. Lineage: Eukaryota; Fungi; Ascomycota; Eurotiomycetes; Eurotiales; Aspergillaceae. The transcript has 2 exons. The coding region runs from base 1 to 243 and encodes 80 amino acids. The record is from RefSeq and is a predicted model, not a curated record.